AUGAAGGUGACUAUGAGUGUGAAGGAGAGUCUGAGCGUGAAGGUGACUAUGAGUGUGAAGGUGAAGGUGAGUCUGCGCGUGAAGGUGAGUGUGAGCGUGAAGGUGAGUGUGAGUGUGAAGGUGAAUCUGAACGUGAAGGAUCGCAGGUAUGCAGACCUCACUGAAGACCAGCUGCCCUCCUGCGAGAGUCUGAAGGACACCAUUGCCAGAGCCCUGCCCUUCUGGAACGAAGAAAUCGUUCCUCAGAUCAAGGAAGGGAAGCGGGUCCUGAUUGCAGCCCAUGGCAACAGCCUCCGGGGCAUUGUCAAACAUCUGGAGGGCCUCUCUGAAGAGGCAAUCAUGGAGCUGAACCUGCCCACCGGCAUCCCCAUCGUCUACGAGUUGGACAAGAACUUGAAGCCCAUCAAGGCCAUGCAGUUCCUGGGGGACGAGGAGACCGUGCGUAAAGCCAUGGAAGCUGUGGCCGCCCAGGGCAAGGCCAAGAAGUGAAGGCACGCCAGCCGACUGCUAUCCCAGGGACACCUGCCCUCCCUGCUCACCCUGUCCUCUGCACCGCUCCCCUGCACACGUCACACUGAC
Echinops telfairi (small Madagascar hedgehog) is the source of this 579-nucleotide messenger RNA. Its product is annotated as phosphoglycerate mutase 1-like. The transcript is spliced from 3 exons. Gene Ontology annotation, molecular function: intramolecular phosphotransferase activity. NCBI's taxonomy places the organism in Eukaryota, Metazoa, Chordata, Mammalia, Afrosoricida, Tenrecidae. The record is from RefSeq and is a predicted model, not a curated record. The coding region runs from base 1 to 489 and encodes 162 amino acids. Gene Ontology annotation, biological process: glycolytic process.